Messenger RNA from Epithele typhae, 1227 nucleotides. RefSeq lists its product as uncharacterized. NCBI's taxonomy places the organism in Eukaryota, Fungi, Basidiomycota, Agaricomycetes, Polyporales, Epitheliaceae. The transcript is spliced from 6 exons. The record is from RefSeq and is a predicted model, not a curated record. The coding region runs from base 1 to 1227 and encodes 408 amino acids.
AUGGAAUACUUUGAUUUCAACCCCCCGUAUACAUCUCAAAGCUCCAGCCCAGGUUAUCCUUUCACCCCCACCGACGUCCAGGGCACGCAUUAUGGUGCAGUUCCACCUGGAACUGCAGGGACGUUCUCCACAAACUCUGUGCACACACCGCUGGACCACCCCAGUGCUCUCACCGUGUCAACCGUGUUUCAUCCCAUGCUGCUGCUUGACGAACUGGCCCCCAACUUCAUCUUCCUCGCCACAGACGGCGUUCAUUUCUACGUCCACACCCACCACAUCCUCGCCGUCUCCAUGAACAGGAUGGGUAUGCUCCUCCCAACCGACGUGCCCGCAGUCGUCCUCGGGCCCCGCCCGUUCGCUCGAAUUCCCCAUCCCUCCGAGGUCGUCAACAUCAUGCUCCACGUCAUCUACGGUCUCCCAUGCCUGCAGUACGCCCCGACCCUCGAGACGACCGAAGCCGCGCUCGAGGCCCUCCACCUCCAAUUCGACGUCGUCAUCCAGAUGCACGCCGUACCCCCCCUCCCGCUCUACCAGCUCGUGCUCUCCUACGCCCCCUUCCGCCCGCUCGAGGCGUACGCCGUCGCCGCACACUACGCGCUCGAUGAGCUCGCCGUCGCCGCCUCCGGCCACCUGCUCGCCUUCGACCUCUCGCAGGUGUCCGACGACGCCGCGUGCAAGAUGGGCCCCGUGUACCUCAAGCGGCUCUUCCUCCUGCACCGGUCGCGCCUCGCUGCGCUGCGCGACAUCCUCUUUCGCCCGCCGCGCGAACACGCCCCGAACAAGGGGUGCACUAUGGAGCAGAGACAACAGCUGACCCGCGCCUGGGCAAUACCCGUAGCCCGGCUGGCGUGGGAAGCCUUGCCCAGCGUGUCGACAAACGCUUUACAGUCCCUGCUGGAACCAAUGGCACUGGCCGUCACCUGCCCGGACUGCGCGGAGAUGUUGCAGCAAAGGGUGCAGGAGGUGGUGUACGAGUGGGCCGCAGUGAAGCACUGUUGCCCGGAAUGGAAGGUCUGCACUGGGUUUGCCGCCGCGAUCGAGCGGCUCAAUGCUGUACACCGGUCAUGUGCUCCCGCCCACAUAGGCAAUCUUAACGGGGUAUCUAUGAUCAAGGCCGUCGUCCCGAAGGGCGCCCAGGACUCGCAGAUAAAGAAGGCAGGAAGGCCACCGAAACGCGGGAGCGUACCUGAUACCAUCCUCCGUCCGUGGAACUCGGGUUGGAAUUAG